UCGAUGGGUGGACCUAACGUUUCACUGCCAGAGGCUGUCACAGCAACUCCAUAAAUAGCUUUGACUGCUUGUGUGUAUUCAGUGUAGGACAGGUAUUUGCUCACCGGGAUUUGCAGGUCAUACGUUGCUGCUACCACAGCGUAACUUUUAUUUUGACUGUGUGACGUGACGCACGGCGGACCAGGACUCACGGCGCGCGGGGACUCUCCUCCCAGCAGGAUGCCGCGGAGGAAUCCACUUGUGCUAGGCGCUCUCAUCCUUGCAUUUUGCCUCAGUUGCAACUCUCAAAGGAUUGACAGGGUGGGCCCGAGAGUAGGCAGCAUAAAUGGAGCAAUGCGGUUUACAAUCGAAGGAGACGGUUUUGCCCAGGAACGCCAGUUUCAGCUCAACCCAACGAACAAUGAUUUUGGCAACAGGGUGACUCUGGUGUCUGCCACUUUAUCUUUUCCGUGUGAUGUCGAGAGAGACUCGACCCACGGCGGGCAGAUCAUGUGUUACACCAGAGCCAUGCCCGUGGACCAGUACUUUCUGCACGUCACUGUUGACGGGGUCCCUAUCCCUGACAACAAAGUCUGCAGAGGGGUGCCCAGACAUUGCAGUUUCUACACCCGCUGGUAUCGGACUCCUUCCAUCCAGUCCAUCAGUCCAACCACUGGUCCUCCAGGUACCGUGGUGACCAUAAGAGGACGGAUCUUCACCGAUGUGUACGGAAGCAACACAGCCACAAGUACCAAUGGCAUCAACUCCAGAUUCCUCAGAGCCUACAUGGGUGGCAUGCCCUGUGAGCUGCUGAAGCCAGACUCAGAUGAACUGUACCGGCUUCAUCUGGACACUGAAAACUCUUGGUGGGGAUACAUGAGCUGCAGAAUAACAGGAACUUAUGUUGGACAUCACAACCUGAGUUACAUCCUCGACGCUAAUUACGGAAGGAGUGCAGCAGACCAGGACCUGUUCAGGAUCUCAGCUGGGAACAAACUCUCCAUGUUCCAAACGUAUGCAGAGGUGACGGGGGUCUCCCCGUCUGAAGGCAGUGUGCUGGGGGGCACCCUGGUCAGCAUCCAGGGCCGCUUCUUCGACGAGACCGACCAGCCAGCCGUGGUGCUGGUGGGAGGCAAACCCUGCAGGGUGCAAAGCGUGUCGGACGAGAUCAUCACCUGCAUCACCCCCAAGCAGCCCAUGGAGACGGGCAAUGUGACGGCCUACCCAGGGGGCCGCGGUUGGGUGAGGCAGGUGUGGAACGCCACUAGGCCCCGGUACUUGUCCGACAUUUUGGCGUACAACACGAGCAAGGACGGCUACUGGUCGGAGUGGAGGGACUCCCUGCCCUACUCCUCGGGCGUGGAGGACCAGACCUACAGCAGCCGGCUGAGGGGCUUCUUCGUGGCGCCCACCUGUGGCGACUACACCCUGUACCUGCAGUGUGACGACCGCUGCGACCUCUACUUCAGCAACUCCACCCGGCCAGAGGAUAAGGUGAAAAUCGCGUUUCAGACACGCUAUAGGAGCACUUUCUUCCAAGAAGCAUCCCAGAAGUCUGAAGUAAUGGCCCUGGAGAAAGGAAAAGCCUACUACAUGGAGGUGCUCCACCAGGACUACGGCGGUCUAGGGGGGCUGAGACUGGGCCUGUUCACCGGCCAGAGUGCCUUCACCGCGGACCAAUCAGACGAUGCCGUCAACGAGGUCCAGCAAAUCGUGGCGGACUAUGACGUUGAAGAUGAAGAGCAGGCGAUAAGGUUCGACUCCUGGCCCAGCGUCGAGGCCGUGGUGCAGGAGGUCCAGAAGGUGAACGUGUCCAGCGGCUGUUUGGGUCAGCCCUGUGACAGCACCUUCUUCAGCCUGGCCUACGGAGGUGCAGAGACAGGUCCGAUCGCGGUCAGCGCCUCGGCCAAGGAGAUGGGGGACGCCCUGAACGAGCUGUGGUCCCUCAAACCGGAACGGGUUCAGGUCUCCAAAGAGGUCCACGGCCUGGGAGCCUGCUUCACGGUCACCUUCGUCUCAGAGCGAGGGGACUUUGAGGACCUGGUGGCCAUGAGUCUGAGCGAGGACACGAGCGUGAGCGUGGCGGAGGUGACCAAAGGCCAGGGCAGCUGGGAGAGCUUCACCCUGUCGUGGGGAGGAAUCCCCUCACAGCCCAUCCGCUUCAACGCCACCGCGGAAGAGUUGAAAUCAGCGAUGGAACGGAUGCUCAUGGCAGAGUGUCCCAGCGAGGUCCAAGCCAUGGAGGGUUCAAACAUCAUCUUCUACAGAGACUUUGAACCAGGCCAGGACCAGUCCAACGAGGUCGCUGAGGGAGUGCUUGUGUCCGAUGAGGAGGCCUUCUGCGGAGCGUGGUCCAUGAAGAACCAGAUGAUCAUGUUCACUGAAGGCUUCCGGAAGGAAUCGGGUCGCCUCUACGGCCAGAUCCCACUGCAGCUGUACUCCAGGCUUUGCUUCGCGUACAGAGGCAUGCUGAAGAACGAGAUCGGAGUGGUGUUCAACUACCGUAUGGCGAACGGUAAAAUCAACGCAACCACAAUCAAGAUCCCCUUCACCUUCUCCCAGAGCGACACGUGGAGCUACACCUGCGUGGACCUGCUCAGCCCCUUGCAGAGGGAGGCGGUGGGCACCAGGUACCAGCUGGAGAUGCUGCUCCUGUACAAGAACGAGGCUGGGGAGGACUUCUACGUGGACACCAUCCAUCUGGCCAAGGCCCCCACCACCAACAACAUCCCGGCCCUGCUCCAGAGGAGGCGCCCCCCCGCGUUCGGCGCGUCCCGCCGCUCCUUCGAGAGCCUCCGGGUCACCCGGGACCCCCGGAGCAGCAUGCCGCACUACCAUGUCAUCGGGCGGCCCCGCGACUGCGCCCACGGCUUCCCCCUCCUGGAAGUCGGCUUCCUCCAGAAGUCGUCCAACAGCACAGAGGACAUGGCAGAGUAUCGGGCGGGCGGGGCCAAUGUGACCGUCUCCCGUAGCAACCGAGCGACCCCGCCCCUGAGAGGAACCUUCGAUGUGGAGAUCUACGGCGGACGCGCUGAAGGUCUCUCGGUGGACAUCGGCGAGGAGGACCUGAAGCACGCCCUGGAGGGUAUCCCGGGGAUGGGCCAGGUCCAGGUGAAGGCCGAGGGCAGCUGCCGAAGGCCCUACUGGAAGGUCACCUGGACGACCGCGCCCGGAGACCAGCCACUAAUGAAGAUCAAUGGCUCGAAUGUUACGGGCAACCAUCCAGUGGUGGAGGCGAGGGAGAAGGUCAAGGGAGGGCAGUUCAUGAGGAACAUAGGAGGAGAGCUACUCCGCACGCUGGAGAGAACCCCGCAGGUGGAGGUGAUCAUCAACGGCAUCUCGUCCAAGUGCUCCGGCGACUGUGGCUUCGAGUGGUCCGAGGACAGCACCCCCGUCGUCACGGGAAUCUCCCCAUCUCAAGGUUCGGAAGGCCUGGAGACCCUGCUGACCGUCACAGGGACGGGAUUCAUUGGGAACGCCUCUAUCAUGAUUGGGGACGCCGAAUGCGAAGUUCAAGAAGCCACGGCCACGACCCAGGUGUGCAGUGUGGGCCGCGCCCCUGCCGGCACCUACCCGGUGUGGAUCACCUUCCCGUCCCUGGGCCGGGUCCGUUACCAAGGAAACUUCACCAACCUGCUCAACGUGACGUCCAUCUCUCCACUGUCUGGCAGCGUGGCAGGUGGAACGCUGCUGACGGUCUCGGGCUUCGGUUUCGGCGAGGACACCGUGGUGACGGUCGGCGGCGAGGAAUGCAGCGUGGUGGACCUGCGCUUCGAUGAGCUCGCGUGCCGGACCCCCGCGGCUGCGAGUGCGGGCUCUCAGAGUGUGACGGUGUGGGGGGGAGACAUGAGCCAGACGGCGUCGAGCUCCUUCAACUACGACGAGAGCCUCACCCCCCUCAUCGCCACUAUGUCCCCCGAGAAGACCACCGUGAUCGGACACCGGGUUCUCACCAUCACUGGCUCCAACCUGGGGAGCUCGGCCAAUGAGACGGCCGUGUUCGUCGGCCGCGGUCCCUGCCCCAUGCUGGAGUGGUCGCCUGGCAACCUGACCUGCCUGCUGCCCGUCCUGCCACCGGGGCUGUACCGGGUGGACGUGAGGGUGGGGAACAACGGAAACCCCCGGAACAGCCCCGGCGUGAACGCCAGCAUCGAGUACGUCCUGGAGGUCCACAGUGUCUCCCCCAGGGUGGGCUCCCUGCUGGGGGGCACCCAGCUGACCCUCUGGGGCGCUGGCUUCAGCUCCAACGCCUCGCUGGUCCGGGUCUCCGUGGGCCGUGCAGAGUGCGAGGUGAUGACAUCCUCAGAGGACAAACUGGAAUGCCUCCUGCAGUCUGCGGAGGAGACUCACACCGUCAGAAACAACGGCAGCACCGUCGGCCGGGGUGAGAGGUCUGCGUGGAGCCCGGCCAGCCUGGACGUGGCCCUUGGGGACACGGUGGCCUGGCUCUGGGAGGCCCCGCUCUUCCAGCCAAAGACCUACCGGGUGUUCAGCGUCUCCAGCCCCGGGGCCACCGAGCCCGACGACGAAGGAGCCUUCAACAGCGGAGAGACCCCCACGCCCAAAGGGUUCUUCAGGUACCGCUUCACCACGCCCGGUGUCUUCUACUACAGCAGCGGCCCCACCACCAGCGGUAGGGGCCACACCCUGCAGGGGGUGGUCCGCGUGAAACCCCCCGGGGACCAGACCCCACCUGUCAUCGUCACCCUGGGGGGCAUGGAGGCUCGCAGGGCAGCGGAUGGGCCAAUGAGAACAGCCCGCUCCGUCCCACAAUGCACCGCUGCAGCCCCAGACUGUGGCCCGUCGACCAAUGAGACGCUGUUGACGUUGUCGCCGUGCGCCACUCCCAUGGUGACCUCCGUCUCCCCCCUGCAGGGCACCGCCCACCAGGUGGUGCGUCUCCAGGGCAACGGCUUCAGCGACACCGCCUGCGCCAACGAGGUGACCGUGGGGGGCCUGCCCUGUGAGGUGCUCAACAGCACCCAGACGGAGCUCUUCUUCCGGGUGCCCCUGGACAGCGGGGCCCCGGUGGGCGUGCCCCACCCUGUGGCCAUGGUGGUCCGCAACCUGGGGGCCGCCCUCCUGGCCGUCCGCGGCGAGCUGGAGCGGCGGCUGGUGCUGCUGCCCGUGGUGGACUCGGUGGCGCCCCCUAUGGGCAGCCCCACCGGCUACACCCGGCUCAGCGUCUGGGGGUCCGGCUUCUCGUUGGAGGGGCGGGUGACCGUGGCGGGCGUUGAGUGCGAGGUGGUCUCCGUCAACUACACCCGGGUGGUCUGCGACUCCGGCCCCCGGCCCCAGCCCGGUUCCGGGGACGUGGUCUACCAGACGGGCCGCCUCACCGCCGCCUGCUCCUCCGACUGCUCCUUCACGUACGACGCCGCGGCCACGCCCGCCGUCACCGGCGUGGCGCCCGGCGUCGUCGACGGCAACGGGACGACGGCCGUGACCCUCUCGGGCUCCGGUUUCGGCGGCGACGCCGGAGACGUGUCGGUGUCCGCCGGCCCCUGGGAGCUGGAGGUCACCGCGGCGACGGACGGCGCCGUCACCCUGAUGGUGGGGGCUCUCCCGGCGGGGGAGCACCCCCUCCGCGUGGUCGUGAGGAGCAAGGGGCUGGCCACGGGCGCAGCAUCGCUCGUCAGCCUGGCGCGGGCCUCCCUCGCCCCCGCCACCGGCAGCGUCGCCGGCGGGACCCCGCUGGUCUUCACGGGCAACGGCUUCGCCCCGGGCAACACGAGUGUGAUGGUCGGCAACGAGCCGUGCCACAUCCAAGAGAUGACUCCCGGAGAGCUGCGCUGCCUGACCCCUGAGGGGCGGGGCGGGGGUCAGGUGACGGUGCAGAUCAACGUGUUCGACGUGGAGUACCCCCCGCUCAACUUCACCUACGCCCAGGCUCAGACCCCCAACGUCUCCUCCGUCAUGCCCUCCACCGGGGCCAGCGGGGCGGCCCUCACCCUCGUGGGCCAGGGCUUCGGCGGCGACCCCCAGCUGGUGGGGGUGACCAUCAACCACGCGCCGUGCAACGUGACGGCGGUGAACGACACCCACGUGUGGUGCACGGCCGGGGAGAGCCCCGGGGGCACCUACGAGGUCAAGGUCCACCACAAGGUCAAAGGUCGCGCCCGCUCCGACGUCGAGUUCACCUACGAGCUCCUGAUCAGCGCCGUGCAGCCCGAUGAAGGCAGCUUCGGGGGCGGGGCCAUGCUGGUGGUCCAGGGAUCCGGGUUCGAUCCCAGCGAGUCCCGCGUGCAGAUCUGUGGGGAGGAGUGCGAGGUCUACAGGGACCGGUCCACGUCCACCCAGCUCUACUGUCUGUCCCCCCCCAACCACGGCAACGGCUCUGAGGUGAGCUGCGCGGUGACGGUUGCCAACGAGGGGAACGCGGCCAACAUGUCGGGGGGCUUCACCUACAGGACCCUGCUGACCCCGGUGGUCAGCGGGGUGGCCCCCCGCCGCGGGGGCACCGCCGGGGGCACGCGGAUCACCAUCAGCGGCUCCGGCUUCAGCACCAGCCUCAGCGAGGUCAACGUGACCGUGGCGGGGUCGGUGUGCGACGUGCAGUCCACCAACGCCACGCACAUCGUGUGUGUGACCAACUCCCAGGGGCGCUCGCAGGAGGCCAAGGUCCGGGUCAGCAUCGGAGACCGCGGCAUCGCUAGGAUGGAUAACGCCGACUUCUUCUACAUCGACGUGUGGUCGUCCCGGUUCACCUGGGGAGGCCUGACCCCCCCGGAGAAAGGCACGUUCGUGGUCAUCACCAAGGGCCAGACCAUCCUGCUGGACGAGAGCACCCCCGUGCUCAAGAUGCUCCUCAUCAAAGGAGGAACGCUGGUGUUUGAGGAGAAGGACCUGGAGCUGCAGGCCGAGAACAUCCUGAUCACCGACGGCGGCCGGCUGCAGGUGGGCCAGGAGGGGGCGCCCUUCCAGCACAAGGCCAUCAUCACGCUGCACGGACACCUGCGCUCCACUGAGCUGCCCGUCUACGGCACCAAGACCCUGGCGGUCCGCGAGGGGGUCCUGGACCUCCACGGUAUCCCGGUUCCGGUCACCUGGACCCACCUGGCUCAGACGGCCCCCUCCGGCUCCAGCACCAUCACGCUGAAGCUGGGGGUCACCUGGAGGGUGGGGGACGAGAUCGUCAUCGCCUCCACGGGACACAGGCACAGCCAGGCGGAGAACGAGGUGAGGACCAUCGCCUCGGUGUCCGCCGACGGGAUGACCCUCACCCUGACCGAGGCCCUUGAGCACACCCACCUGGGGGUGUCGGUCCCGCUGCCCGGCGGCAAAGUGCUGGAGGGCCGGGCCGAGGUGGGGCUCCUCACCAGGAACGUGGUGGUCCGGGGCUCCCAGUCCAUGGACUGGGCGGAGAAGAUCGAGGCCUGCCCCGAAGGCUUCAACACAGGGGAGUUCGCCACCCAGACCUGCUUCCAGGGGCGGUUUGGCGAGGAGACGGGCAGCGACCAGUUCGGCGGCUGCAUCAUGUUCCACGCCCCCCGGCCCAACGAGAACCUGGCGGUCGGGAGGCUCGCACACGUGGAGGUGUUCCACGCGGGCCAGGCCUUCCGUCUGGGCCGCUACCCUAUCCACUGGCACCUGAUGGGCGACGUGCACAACGCCUCGUACGUGCGCGGCUGCGCCAUCCACCAGACGUUCAACCGGGCAGUGACCAUCCACGACACCCACCGGCUGCUGGUGGAGCACAACGUCAUCUACGACGUCAUGGGCGGCGCCUUCUUCAUCGAGGACGGCGUGGAGACGGGCAACGUGCUGCAGUACAACCUGGCCGUGUUCGUGCGGCAGAGCACCAGCCUGCUGAACGACGACGUCACGCCCGCCGCCUACUGGGUCACCAACCCCGACAACGUGGUGCGCCACAACGCCGCCGCCGGCGGCACGCACUUCGGCUUCUGGUACCGCAUGCAUGAGCACCCCGACGGGCCGUCCUACGACCGCAACGUGUGCCAGAAGAGGGUGCCCCUGGGCGAGUUCACCAACAACACCGUGCACUCGCAGGGCUGGUUCGGCCUGUGGAUCUUCCAGGACUACUUCCCCAUGGCGGGCGGGCGCUGCCGCUCCUCCACGCCCCAGCCCGCCGUGUUCCGCGGCCUGACGGUGUGGAACUGCGAGAAGGGCGCCGAGUGGGUGAACGCGGGCGCGCUGCAGUUCAGCGGCUUCCUGAUGGCCAAUAACGAGAAGGCGGGCGUGGAGGCCAAGCGCAUCCGGCCGUGGGCGGUGCGGGACUUUGGCGAGGAAGGCGGAGCCACGCUGUCCAACAGCACGAUGGUGGGCCACGUCGGCGCGCUGAACGGCGCCGGCUGGGAGUACCGCACGCGCCGCGGCGUGAUCGCGCCCUUCGACGACGGCAUGAGCGUCAUCGGCACCACUUUCGUCAACUUCGACCGGAACGGGAGCGCCGCCAUCGGCGUGACGACCGUGGACGGCACCUGCGUGCACGACUGCGGCGGCUGGGCCGUGCGCUUCCGGCGCGUGGAGUUCGUCAACACCACCAACAGGGGGGCCUUCCGCUGGGAGCACGAGGUGCAGCUGGUGGACCUGGACGGCUCCCUCACAGGCCAGGUCAAUCAGAAGGUGGUUCCCAUGAGCGGCCUGCUGGACCCGGCCCUCUGCAGGCCCAGCCCGGAGUGGAGCGGGGGGGACUACCCGGGGGCGCUGUGUGACCCCAGCGUGGACUUCCACCGCGUCUCCCUCAACAAUCCCUCGCCCUCCUCUCUGCAGGGCAAGGACCUGGUGCUGAGCAACCAGCACGGCUCCAGUGGCGUUCCCUAUCUGAAGAAGAGGCUCACUCACAAGCUGGGCUGGAUGGCUCUGCUGCCCUCUGGACAGACGUACAACUGGUACUUCAAAGACGUGGACCAGAUCACCAACAUCACCUACUCAGCAGGGUUCUACUCCUUCAAGCCUGACCAGCACGUGAUAAUGUGCCACAACCUGACCCAGAGGCCGGACAGCUUCAGAAUCGUAGACGUGCGAAACGCCUCGGCCACGCCCCUCAGCUUCAGCGAAAACAGCAAUGGAGACUGGCACCUGGACAGCAGCAACAACCUCUGCUACAUGAUCUCGGGUAGCACGCCGCCGCAGCGGACGGCGAGCGUGGACCGCUCCACGUCGGACGCGGCCGUAAACUUCCAGGUGUUCCGCUGCUUCUACCCGGACUGCCUCCGCCCGGCCCCCCCUCCCCCCGCCACCCUGGCCCCCACGCCCGCACGCCGGCCACAAGACUUUAUUCUCUGGUCCAACGCCUCGUUCUGGGAAUCUUCAGCGGAGAAUAACUUCAGUGCACCAGCAGAGGGCGCCAACGUGGUGAUCCCGUCAGGCCAGUGGGUGGUGUUGGACGGGGACACCCCGCCCCUCAACAAGCUGACGGUGGUCGGCGUUCUGGAGAUCCCCGACACCACGAACGACACGGCCAGCUCCAGACAGGCCCGCUCACUGCCCGCCUUCCGGACCGUGGUCAUCGAGGCCACCUACAUCUCCAUCCAGGGCGGUAAGCUGAUCGCCGGGUGGUCCGACGAGCCGUUCAGAGGACAGCUCCACAUCAAGCUGAACGGGGACCACCGGACCCCGGACUGGCCCCUGCCCAACGGCCCCAACCAGGGCUCCAAGGUUCUGGGUGUGUUCGGUACCUUGGAGCUGUACGGGUUAGCUCCCAACGUGUACCACACCAAGCUAGCCGCUACCGCCGCCGCGGGCACCGACACGCUCACCCUGGACCAAUCGGUGGACUGGAAGACGGGGGACGAGGUGGUCAUCUCCACCACCGGGUUCAACGCCUGGGAGACGGAGACGCGCCACAUCACCGCCGUGUCCGCUGACGGCCUCACGCUCACCCUCAACCAGUCCCUGGAGUUCACUCACAUCGCCGGGACCCACAGCGUCCCCGGGACGUCUGCGUCCUACACGCUGUCAGCGGACGUGGGCCUGCUCACCAGGAACAUAAAGGUCAUAGGUCAGGACUACCCUCAGCUGUUUGAGGAGUCCUUUGGGGCGCGGGUGCUCGUGGGCGCCUACUCCUGGGAGGGGAUCGACUACAAAGGCGUGGCCCAGAUCAGAAACGUGGAGUUCCACCACUCCGGACAGCAAGGGUGGAGCGACUUCACUGACCCCCGCUACUCCGUGGCCUUCCUCAACCUGGGAGAGGUUGCAGUGAACGAGUCCUACCUCCAGGGAUGUGCGUUCCACAACGGCUUCUCCCCCGCCAUCGGCGUCUUCGGAACGGACGGGAUGUUCGUGGACGACAACGUGGUCCACCACACUGUGGGAGAGGGGAUCAGGGUUUGGGGCAACGCGGUGACGGUCCGUAGGAACCUGGUGACCCUGACCCGCUGGCCGGGCUCCUACCAGGACCGAGAGGAGGACUUCAACUACGACUGGAACGCGGCCAUCGAGGUCAGCGAGGGUAUCAACGUAGUGCUGCAGCACAACAUCGUGGCCGGCUUCGAGCGGGUCGGCUACCGCAUCGACGGCGAGCCCUGCCCAGAUUCUCCGAGCAGCAGCGAGGCGUGGCUGCAGAACGAGGCCCACGGCGGUCUGUACGGCGUGUACAUGAACAAGGACGGCCUCCCCCGCUGCAGCCUCAUCCGCCGCUUCACCGUCUGGAAGAGCUACGACUACGGCAUCUACUUCCAGACUGCCUCCAACGUCAUCGUUGCGGGGGUGACGCUGGCGGACAACGGCCUGGGCCUCAUGCCCCUGGUCUACUCCCCGCCGUCCCUGCCUCACCUCUACGCCGACAAGACCAUCCGCGUCCGGGACUCCCUGGUGGUCGGAACGAGCCCGGGCUUCAACUGCUCAGACGGCGUGCCCAUGGAGGACUUCAACAUCCGGGAGAGCUCCAGUGAACGCGGCGCCAAACUCCCAGACGGUGGUCGGUCAGGACUCGGCUGGCCGUGGUUCGAGUCUGGCCACAAUGCGGCGCCGUUCAUGCCUCACCACGGCAACUCUAACUACAACGCCAUCCGCGGGCUGAUGACGGUCGUCGACACCAUCUUUGUGGCGUUCAAGAGCGUGUGUCCCGGUGUGUCCAGCGCCAUGUUCAUGACCAGCCCGUCCAACAACGACCUGCACCACCCCAUUCAGGUGGAGCGCAUCACCGUCUCUGACAGCACCGAGGACUCCAAGGUCUUCAUCCACCGGCCGGAUGUGGGUAAGGUCAACCCGUCCGACUGCGUGGACAUGGAAUGCGACGCCAAGAAGAAGAGCAUGCUGAAGGACCUGGACGGUUCAUUCCUGGGCGCCGUCGGCACGGUGGUCCCCCAGUCGGAGUACGCGUGGAACGGGGACCCCAGCAGGGGCCUUGGGGACUACCGGAUCCCCAAGGUCAUGCUGACCUACCCUAAUGGAAGCCGCAUCCCCGUGGACCAGAUCGCCCCCAACAAAGGUGUGAUCAGGGAGAACUGUACCUACAUGCCGGCCUGGCAGAGCUACAAGUGCUUCGGCCUGAACUAUCGCUUGCUGGCAAUCGAGAGCAUGGACGCCGACACAGAGACCCGGCGUCUGUCCCCCGUGGCCAUCCUGGGAGGCGGCUUCGUGGACCUCAUCAACGGCCCCCAGGACCACGGCUGGUGUAGCGGCUACACCUGCCAGCUGAGGCUGUCCCUGUUCCACGCCAUGGUGGCCACGGGGCGCGCCUUCGACGUCUUCUUCUCCAGCGUCAGCCCCCAGAAGCUACGGCUCAUGUUGCUCAACGCCCCGCCCACGGAGAGCGUCCUGGUGUCCGUCUUCUACUCCAAGCCCAAACGGCUGGACGUCUACGUAAACAACCAGCUGAUCGCUCCCACCAACGCUGAGUGGAACGCAGAGAACACAGACUACACCAUGAUGGAGCCCUCAUACCCUGGCCAAUACGUCCCAGCGCUGAACUCCUCCCUGGGCACCAACUUCUUCGACCGGGACACCAAGAUGCUGCAGCUGUUGGUGCGCGGCUCGGACCCCGUGGAGAUCCGCACCUCCCCUCUGCUGGUGAUCGCCUUCAACCUGCCCGCCAUGACGGAGGACCAGUUCUUCGGGGACAGCCUGGUGCGGAACCUGGCGCUGUUCCUCAAGGUGCCCUCCAGUAUGAUCCGCAUCACCAAGGUGGUGCGCGAGGACGGCGGCGGCGGCGGCGCCCGGCGAAGGAAGCGCGCGGCGGCGGCGGGGCUCACCGUGGAGGUGGAGAUCCAGAAGCCCCCCGUGCAGCAGACCUCCAACACCACCGACGACGAGGCAGCCUUCGUGGAGCUCCAGUCCAUCGCUGACGACCUGGGCCAGGCGGCGGUGUCCGGGAACCUCAGCCAGUCCAUCGGCUUCAACGUCUCCUCCGUGGGCAUCACCGCACCGCCUCCCCCCGCCUCCGACCCCACAUGGAACCAGGUGGCGGCGGAGGAGGUGACCCGGGAGGAGCCCACGGUGAGCUUCGUGUCCAGCGUGGACAGCCUGAGGUUGAUGGAGGAGCCCAUCGCUGGGGAGUACGUUGGCCCUCUGUCCCAGCAGCCCAGCCUCAUGGCUCUGGAUGAAGAGGGUAACUGUGUGUCGGUCGGCGUGACGUCGCUGAGGGUGACGGCGACCCUGAAGGACGCCAGCGGCGUGGCGGUCGACGGCCUGGAGGGAAACACCACCAUCCUGUUCAGGAGCUGCUGGGCCAACUUCACCGACCUGGCCAUCGGCAUCUCCGGCGACAACCUGCGCAUGGCCUUCACCCUCAACCAAUGGGGCACCCAGUCCCGCGCGUUCACCACCUCCACCCCCACCCAGCCUACCCCCAUGGUCACCGACGAUGAGUCAAGCAUCUUUGACACGGCCAGCACCGUGCCCGCCGGGGCCGCCUGCAUCCUCUUGGCGCUCCUCUUCCUGGUUACGGUGCAGUGAGAGCUACUGAUUGGCCGGUCGGGUGGACGGCCGGCGUGUUGAUUGGUCGGUCUGGGUUGUUUGUUUCUGUAGGGAAAGGGAAUGCGCUUACACACACA
This is a messenger RNA of Gadus morhua (Atlantic cod), 12938 nucleotides long. RefSeq names its product PKHD1 like 1, tandem duplicate 1 (gene pkhd1l1.1). Lineage: Eukaryota; Metazoa; Chordata; Actinopteri; Gadiformes; Gadidae. The record is from RefSeq and is a predicted model, not a curated record.